AUGAUUGAAAAUAAAAUCCUCUGUUUAAUUACUUUCAUAAUCAACAUCAGUGUCUUUGCUCCAGAAGUGACGGCCAAAAAGCCAAGUAGAAUAGUUGGUGGCGAAUCAGCAAGAAUAGAAGAUUGGCCAGCGGUAGUUACUGUUGGAAAUAUUUUGACAAACGAAACGUGUGGUGGUGUACUUAUAAGUCACAAGCAUGUAUUAACAGCAGCGCAUUGUAUUGUUAGUGGUCGUGAAGAAGAUGAUCCAUCUAUGGAUCAAUUGGAGUAUUAUAAUGUACGAGCAGGAUCAAGUAGUUGUAAAAAUAUGGAUCAAGAUAAAUUGAUUCCUGUGGUAACAGUAAAUAUUCACAGAUUCUUUCUUAGAUAUCCACCGACGCCUGAAGCCGACAUAGCGAUAUUAGAGUUGAAAAGGACUAUAGACUUUGAACCAGCGUUGAUACCGACAAGACAAUUCAGAGAAGGUGAGACAGGAACGAUUCUUGGUUGUGGAUGGACCAAACCUGAAGACAGUUCUAGUGUCGAUGAUCUUAAAAAAGCAUCAAUGACUAUUAUAAAGGUUGAUGACAGUUCUAUUAAAGCAAUUGCAACUACAGGAAUCGCAUUUUGUUAUGGUGACAGUGGUGGUCCAUUCAUGAUUGGUAAUACUGUCGUGGGAAUAAUUUCAAAUUCAUUUGACUGUACAGGCAAUACACCUGGGUCAUAUACAAAUGUAUAUACAUACACAACAUGGAUUGAUGAUGUAUUAACUUAUGGAGGGCAAAGUAUAUUUUCGGGAGAUGUCAAAAUAAGAAAGAAUAAUUUUUCCUAA
Messenger RNA from Microplitis mediator, 810 nucleotides. RefSeq names its product trypsin 5G1-like. The record is from RefSeq and is a predicted model, not a curated record. The transcript has 4 exons. Lineage: Eukaryota; Metazoa; Arthropoda; Insecta; Hymenoptera; Braconidae. Gene Ontology annotation, molecular function: serine-type endopeptidase activity. Bases 1 to 810 code for a protein of 269 amino acids. Gene Ontology annotation, biological process: proteolysis.